Molecule: messenger RNA, 645 nt
Organism: Zophobas morio
Lineage: Eukaryota; Metazoa; Arthropoda; Insecta; Coleoptera; Tenebrionidae
Exons: 4
Coding region: 1-645 (214 amino acids)
Biological process (GO): chemosensory behavior; sensory perception of taste; male courtship behavior
Cellular component (GO): membrane; axon; dendrite
Source: RefSeq, a predicted model, not a curated record
AUGUGGCAGGAGCUCUGUAGAGACUUUGAUACACAGAAGCAGGAUGACGAGAUUUUGAAAUCCAUUCGUUUGGAGUUUAUCAAAAUUAACAAGGAACUAGAAAGACGCGCUGUCAGAGAUCUGGUAAAUUUGAAUCAACAAGAAAUAUACAGCAUGUUGUGUAGAACUGACGAACUGACUCUUCACCACGGUGACUUAGUUUCUUUGGCCACCGACUUUAACAAACUUUUCGACAUUGUUACUAUUAGUUCAAUGAUAACUUGGCUAGUGUCUGUCAUCGACGCUGUCUACGUCUUGAUGCAUAAUUUAUGGGUGGAGACUACAAUCACAAUAACAGCACUAGUGUUUACUGCCGUCAAUACACUCAUUUAUUUCUUAUGGUUUUCGUUGAUGGUUCGAAUGUAUAGCAGCACACAGAACGAAGCAAACCAAACAGCUGAGUUCGUACACGACGUCUGGAAUCGAUAUCACAAAACAAUGAACGUGGACUUGAAAACAGUGCGUAGCCUCGAACUUAUUUCGCUCAGGUUGCUCAACCACAAGUUACAUUUCACAGCCAGAAAUUUUUUCAAACUCGACGAAACCUUCUGCCAUUUGAUGGUAGCUGCCGUGGCGACCUAUGUCGUGAUCCUAUUCCAGUUCUAA